Messenger RNA from Homo sapiens (human), 4136 nucleotides. It is a transcript of the gene UPF3B, whose product is annotated as UPF3B regulator of nonsense mediated mRNA decay. Gene Ontology annotation, cellular component: nucleus; neuronal cell body; cytoplasm. Lineage: Eukaryota; Metazoa; Chordata; Mammalia; Primates; Hominidae. The coding region runs from base 36 to 1961 and encodes 641 amino acids. The transcript has 15 exons. Gene Ontology annotation, molecular function: nucleic acid binding. Gene Ontology annotation, biological process: nuclear-transcribed mRNA catabolic process, nonsense-mediated decay; positive regulation of translation. The record is from RefSeq and is a predicted model, not a curated record.
GUUCCGGCCAAGCCGCUUCAGCGGGGGACGUAGCCAUGAAGGAAGAGAAGGAGCACAGGCCUAAGGAGAAGCGAGUAACCCUGUUAACCCCCGCCGGGGCCACAGGCAGCGGUGGUGGGACCUCGGGGGACAGCUCCAAGGGGGAAGAUAAGCAGGAUCGCAACAAGGAGAAGAAAGAAGCGCUGAGCAAGGUGGUAAUUCGAAGAUUACCUCCCACUUUGACCAAGGAGCAGCUUCAGGAACAUCUUCAACCUAUGCCUGAGCAUGAUUAUUUUGAGUUUUUUUCUAAUGAUACGAGUUUGUAUCCUCAUAUGUAUGCCAGAGCAUACAUCAACUUUAAAAACCAAGAGGACAUUAUUUUGUUCAGGGAUCGCUUUGAUGGUUAUGUAUUCCUUGACAAUAAAGGUCAGGAAUAUCCCGCUAUAGUAGAAUUUGCACCUUUUCAAAAAGCUGCAAAAAAGAAGACUAAGAAAAGAGAUACCAAAGUCGGGACUAUCGAUGAUGAUCCAGAAUAUAGAAAGUUUUUGGAAAGUUAUGCCACAGAUAAUGAGAAAAUGACAUCUACUCCAGAGACACUGCUAGAGGAAAUAGAAGCAAAAAAUAGAGAAUUAAUAGCUAAAAAGACAACCCCACUUUUGAGCUUCCUGAAAAACAAGCAGAGAAUGAGAGAAGAAAAGAGAGAAGAAAGGAGGAGGAGAGAAAUAGAAAGAAAAAGACAAAGAGAAGAAGAGAGGAGGAAAUGGAAAGAAGAAGAGAAACGAAAAAGGAAAGAUAUAGAAAAGCUAAAGAAGAUAGACAGAAUUCCAGAAAGGGACAAAUUAAAGGAUGAACCAAAGAUUAAGGUACACAGGUUUCUGUUACAAGCUGUGAAUCAGAAAAAUCUGCUCAAGAAGCCAGAAAAAGGAGAUGAAAAAGAAUUGGACAAAAGAGAAAAAGCCAAGAAAUUGGACAAAGAGAAUCUCAGUGAUGAAAGAGCCAGUGGGCAAAGUUGUACAUUGCCCAAGCGUUCUGAUAGCGAACUUAAAGAUGAAAAACCAAAGAGACCUGAAGAUGAGAGCGGCAGAGACUAUAGGGAGAGGGAACGGGAAUAUGAACGAGAUCAGGAGCGCAUACUUCGAGAAAGAGAGAGGCUGAAGCGGCAAGAAGAAGAGCGCCGUAGGCAGAAGGAGCGCUAUGAGAAAGAGAAGACUUUUAAGAGAAAAGAAGAAGAAAUGAAAAAAGAGAAAGACACACUUCGGGAUAAAGGAAAGAAGGCUGAAAGUACAGAAUCAAUAGGCAGCUCAGAAAAAACUGAAAAGAAAGAAGAAGUGGUCAAGAGAGAUCGAAUAAGAAACAAGGAUCGUCCAGCGAUGCAGCUUUACCAACCAGGAGCUCGAAGCCGAAAUCGACUCUGUCCCCCUGAUGACAGCACCAAGUCUGGAGAUUCAGCAGCAGAAAGGAAGCAGGGUCGUCCAGGGAUGCAGUCUUACCAUCCAGGAGUUCAAAGCCACUAUCAACACUAUUUUCCUGAUGACAGCACCAACUAUAGAUACUCACCAGUAGAAGAAAAGCAGGAAAGUAGUAUUAGCUGUAGAAAAGAAGGAGGAGGCCAGGCGUGGUGGCGCACACCUGUAAUCCCAGCACUUUGGGAGGCUGAGGCGGGCAGAUCGCAUGAGGACUGUCCAUGGAUGCAGUGUUACCAUCGAGGAGCUCGAGGCCGAGGUCGACUCUGGCACCCUGAUGACAAGUCUGGAGAUUCAGCAGUAGAAAGAAAGCAGAAUCAUCCAGGGAUGCAGCGUUACCAUCCAGGAGCUCGAAGCCAAGGUCGACUCUCGCACCCUGAUGACAUAACCAAGUCUGGAGAUUCAGCAGUAGAAAGAAAGCAGGAUCAUCCAGGGAUGAAGCUUUACCAUCCAGGAGCUCGAAGCCCAGGUCGAUUCUGGUGGCAAGAUGGCAGCACCAAUCUGGAGAUUCAGCAGUAGAAAGAAAGCAGGAAAGUGAUAUUAACCAUAGAAAAGAAGGAGGAAGGGAGUGUUAAGUCCAGAUGGCCUUAGGUGUACUGACUGUCUAGGCAGCCAAAGAGCACACGUUAAGCAAUCCAGAAGUGCCUUCAGGGCAAAGAAUAGAGAGAAAGGGGGUGGUUGUGCUGGUGGGGUACACUGCAGAGGAGUAAGUCUUGUGUCAAAGCAGGAAUCUGAUCAGAGGUUCAGAAUUGGAAGUACAAUUUCAUUGCUUUUGCAAUUUAUACAAAUUAAUUUUAGUGUCAGAAAAAGCUGAUGGUGAGGACAUGCAUUGCAAUUUGCAGGGAAAUGUCAAGUGAGGACUUCAUUACGUAUGACACGAGAGAAAAGUAAGAGCUGGUUCUAAAAUCAAAAGCUGUUGUUCAUCCCGAGUUGAAUUUUCUUUUUUUUUUUUCUUUUUUUUUUUUUUUUUUUUUUUUAGACAGGGUCUCACCCUGUUGCCCAGCCUGGAGUACAGUGGCUCAAUGUCGGUUCACUGCAACCUCCACCUCCUGGGUUCAACUGAUUCUCCUGCCUCAGCCUCCCGAGUAGCUGGGAUUACAGGUGCCCGCCACCUUGCCUGGCUAAUUUUUGUAUUUUUAGUAGACAUGGGGUUUCACCACGUUGGCCACGCUGGUCUUGAACUCCUGACCUCAGGUGAUUCCCCCCGCUUCGGCCUUCCAAAGUGCUGGGAUUACAGGUAUGAGCCACCGUGCCCGUCCAUUCCAAUCUAGUUUUAUUGCAUUGUUGAUGAUAACUGUUGACUUUGGGAAGUGUAGAAGCAACAAGCAUGUCCUUGUAGUAUAAGUACAGUGAAGGAUAGAACAAACUUUUGUUGGUGCCAAAAUUUAAAUAGUCAUGUUACUUCUGCAUCUAAUGUCCUAAAGUUUAAGGAUUACUUUUAGUUUUUUGUUUGCUUACAUGAGCUUAGCAUGAAGAAUAUUUUCAAACAUCUGCUUUUAUCUUCAGCUUUUUUUAUUUUUUAUUAUACUUUAAGUUUUAGGGUACAUGUGCACAUUGUGCAGGUUAGUUACAUAUGUAUACAUGUGCCAUGCUGGUGUGCUGCACCCACUAACUCGUCAUCUAGCAUUAGGUAUAUCUCCCAAUGCUAUCCCUCCCCCCUCCCCCAACCCCACCACAGUCCCCAGAGUGUGAUAUUCCCCUUCCUGUGUCCAUGUGAUCUCAUUGUUCAAUUCCCACCUAUGAGUGAGAAUAUGCGGUGUUUGGUUUUUUGUUCUUGCAAUAGUUUACUGAGAAUGAUGAUUUCCAGUUUCAUCCAUGUCCCUACAAAGGACAUGAACUCAUCAUUUUUUAUGGCUGCAUAGUAUUCCAUGGUGUAUAUGUGCCACAUUUUCUUAAUCCAGUCUAUCAUUGUUGGACAUUUGGGUUGGUUCCAAGUCUUUGCUAUUGUGAAUAAUGCCGCAGUAAACAUACGUGUGCAUGUGUCUUUAUAGCAGCAUGAUUUAUAGUCCUUUGGGUAUAUACCCAGUAAUGGGAUGGCUGGGUCAAAUGGUAUUUCUAGUUCUAGAUCCCUGAGGAAUCGCCACACUGACUUCCACAAUGGUUGAACUAGUUUACAGUCCCACCAACAGUGUAAAAGUGUUCCUAUUUCUCCACAUCCUCUCCAGCACCUGUUGUUUCCUGACUUUUUAAUGAUUGCCAUUCUAACUGGUGUGAGAUGGUAUCUCAUUGUGGUUUUGAUUUGCAUUUCUCUGAUGGCCAGGGAUGAUGAGCAUUUUUUCAUGUGUUUUUUGGCUGCAUAAAUGUCUUCUUUUGAGAAGUGUCUGUUCAUGUCCUUAGCCCACUUUUUGAUGGGGUUGUUUUUUCUUGUAAAUUUAUUUGAGGUCAUUGUAGAUUCUGGAUAUUAGCCCUUCGUCAGAUGAGUAGGUUGCGAAAAUUUUCUCCCAUUUUGUAGGUUGCCUGUUCACCCUGAUGGUAGUUUCUUUUGCUGUGCAGAAGCUCUUUAGUUUAAUUAGAUCCCAUUGGUAGUCCUUGUUUGAUUCUUGACAAUCCAGUGUGUGUUUUAUCUUAGGUCUCAUGAUCUGAGUGUGUACCCUCUCCAGGAAGGAAACUGCAUCAAUGUCUGUUCCUGUUAAAUAGCAACUUUUAGUCUCAGCUUGUUUUGUUUUGAUGUCAAUAAAUAGUAACAACAUUCAA